ACUGGCGGAGGCGGCGCUACAAACAUUGAUCGGUUCUUCAAAGUCCAGGCUCUGCCGCUAGGCGUUGGCAGAGUUCUUCACGUCUCGCCCAUCGAUCCGGCGCCGAUUUAUGCCGCGCUCGAUCGAUCCAGGUUACUGAAAGUGAAGUGCUGCAUUUCUCAGGGAUCCUCCUCGAUAGCGCUCCUCCAUCGUUCCUUCUCCUCGAAAUAUCGCUCCACAUCGAUCUCUCCUCCUCCCGCAUCGAUCUUUCUUCGCGAAAUAUUUCUCUUUUCUCGAAAUAUUUCUCUCUACUUGUCGAUCGAUUCCACUCUCCAGCAAUUCUCACCAUGACGGAGCUCGAGAAAUCCAUGGCGGACGGGGAACACCGCACAUCGGACACCCUGCUCGUGAGAAUCGCCGAGCGGCCCCUUCCUGUCGCGCUAUCUUCUUCCUCACUGCUGUCAGAGCAUCGGAUGACGUGGCAGCUUUGAGGGGUUCCCGUGGAUCAAAAUGUCCGAUCACAAUGGACAGCUUUGACCCCUUCCAAUGUCAAACAGCCCACUACCAUGUGAACUCGUUCGCCCUUUAAUAAAAAGGUAUCGCUUUCUAACGCGGUGAUAGUCGAGAUUUGGAAUCUCUCAUCCAACAUGGAUUCGUUGCCGGGCAUGUCUCCCGCGGCACUCUCGCUCGAUCGCAUCAAGCUCCAGCACCGGAGCCGAUGCCCACUUCUGCCCAAUCGCUUCAAGAUCACCGCCAAUGCCAGGAAAGAAGCCAAUGCCGCAAAGUCCUCUAAUCCCUCUUUCCCCUCCAAGAAAGGUAGCUCCACCCCGGCCUCGAUCAUCGAUCGCCGCGAGCUCCUGGCGGGAACAAUCGCCGGCGGAGCUUCGCUCGCAGCGUCCCCUAGUGGUCCCGCGCUCGCCGAGCCCGUGGGAUCGCCCACCUUCAAGCGCUGCCAGCCCGCCAACAUCGCCAACACCAACACCUUCGUGAUGUGCUGCCCGCCCAAGCCCAAGCGCGACACCAUCGCCUUCAAGCCCGACACCGGCCCCAUGCGCACCCGCCGCCCCGCCCAUCUCGUGGACGAGGACUACAUCCACAAGUACAACACGGCCUACGCCAAGAUGCGCGCGCUUCCCUCGGAUGAUCCCCGGAGCUUCCGGCAGCAGGCAAACGUCCACUGCGUCUACUGCAACUACGGCUACCACCAGGAGGGCGAUCCAAAGUCAACGCUCCAGAUCCACUUCAACUGGCUCUUCCUGCCGUGGCACCGCUGGUACCUCUACUACCACGAGAAGAUCUUGGGCAGUUUGAUCAACGAUCCAACCUUUGCGCUGCCGUUUUGGAACUGGGACAACCAGGACGGGGGGAGCUACAUCCCCGAGAUGUUUCGGCGCGAGGGCACCCCCAUCUUCGACGCCAAUCGCAACGAGGCAAACUACGCGCCCGCGCGAGUGGAUCUCGGCUACGCGUCCGAAGUCGACCCCAAGUCCAAGCCCAACAAGCCCGACGAUCAGAUCCGCCAGGACAACAUCUCCAUCAUGUACAACAACGUCGCUAAGGUCAACAACCAGGAAGCGUUCUUCGGUGCUCCCGUAAGGAAAGGAAACAAUAACGGUGGGGAUGGAUCACUGGAGAAAACCCCACACACGGCCGUGCACAUCUUUGGUGGCAGCCCCAAAAACCCCAAUGGCGAGGACCUGGGCAACUUCUACUCGGCCGGGAAGGAUCCACUCUUCUACUCCCACCAUGCUAACGUGGACAGGAUGUGGGACGUGUGGAGGUCCCUGGGAAACCAUGACUUCAGGGACGCCGACUACCUCAACACCGAGUUCCUCUUCUUCGAUGAGAACCAGGACCUCGUUCGCGUCAAGGUGAAAGAUGCCAUCGACAACAAGACGAAGCUCAAGUACGAGUACGCGUCCAUGCCCCAGGACAAGGUCUGGAUCGACUACAGGCCACUGCCGCUCGCAAAGACGGCCUUCGCGCAGCCCGUUGCUUCGUUGGUUCCUGGAGCUACUGCUAUGGCGGCCGAGUAUCCACUCGUGAGAUCCUCGUCCCAGAACGCCGAGCCUGUCAAGGUUGGAGCGGGCCCGCUGACGGUCACGGUGGCGCAGCCCAAAGGCAGCGCUUCGGACGAGCUCCUGGUCCUGGAAGAGAUGGUGAUUGGGAUGCAGAAUAACACUAACUUCAACGUGUUCAUCAAUCUCCCUGAGGCCAACGAGAGCACCACGCUCUCCUGCGCUGAGUACGUCGGCUCUUUCUACAACAUCCCCCACUUCAUGCCCGGGAUGACCGAGUCAAGCACUCGGACCACCAACGCCAGCUUCUCCAUCAAGCCCAACGUCGAGAUCUUGGGCUUGAAGGACGCGGACAAGCUCGUUGUCACUCUGGUGCCGCGCGGGAAGGACAAGGAGAAAGUCUUCACGUUCAAGGGUGCCAGAAUACAGUACGCUUGACUUUUGAUGGAGCUGUAACUUUCGUUCUGUUUAAUUUGGUUUCUUGUGAUUGGAAAAAGAACAGCAGAAAACCAGCUGGCAUGGUAAAAGGAAAUCGAAAUGGUGUUACUUGAUGUUGCAAUUUC
Messenger RNA from Selaginella moellendorffii, 2560 nucleotides. RefSeq names its product polyphenol oxidase I, chloroplastic. The transcript has 2 exons. The coding region runs from base 627 to 2435 and encodes 602 amino acids. NCBI's taxonomy places the organism in Eukaryota, Viridiplantae, Streptophyta, Lycopodiopsida, Selaginellales, Selaginellaceae. Gene Ontology annotation, molecular function: catechol oxidase activity. The record is from RefSeq and is a predicted model, not a curated record.